AUGAAGGUUCCCAGCAUAAGAAGUACUGAAAUAAAGAACCACUCUGCCAUGAUGGAGUUUAUACUGGUUGGUUUAACCAAUUCCACUGAAAGGCAGUCAUUUCUUUUUGGGGCGUUCCUGUCCAUCUAUGUGAUGGCUUUAGCUGGCAACAUCCUCUUCAUCUUUACCAUUUGCACAUGCAAGAAACUCCACACUCCCAUGUACUUCCUGCUCAUCAAUCUCUCUUUAGUCAAUGUUUUCUCCGUCUCAGUUACAACUCCAAAGCUGCUUCAGAAUCUUUUAACCCCCAGAAAGUCCAUCUCAUUUUAUGGCUGCAUUGCACAGGUGUUUCUCUUUAUAUGGACUUUGGGGACAGAACUUUUGCUUCUCUCAUUUAUGGCUUUUGACCGUUAUGCUGCCAUCUGUCAUCCUUUGCAGUAUAUAGUCAUCAUGAGGAAGAAAGUGUGUGUUGGCAUAGCAAGUGGAGUCUGGAUAGCUGGGAUGGUCAAUUCUGCAGUUCACACUGGACUUAUGUUGCAGCUUUCCUUCUGCAACUCCAUCAUCAUCAAUCAUUUCUUUUGUGAUAUACCCCCACUUUUGAAGCUCUCGUGCUCUGACACCAAUCUAAAUGAGACUGUGGCUCUUGUAGCAGAUGUCAUAUUUGGGAUUUGCAGUUGUGGGUUGACUCUAACAUCAUAUUUGUUCAUCCUGAGAACAAUUUGCAGGAUGCAUUCCACUGAAGGGAGGAAGAAAGCCUUUUCUACAUGUUCCUCACAUCUCAUUGUAAUCAGUUUUUACUUCUCCUCAGUCAUCUACACCUAUAUCAGACCAACCUCAAAAUAUUCUUUAGAGGAAGACAAACUUGUUUCUCUCCUUUAUUCAAUAGUAACCCCAGUUGUUAAUCCAUUCAUAUAUUCUCUGAGAAACAAAGAGGUGAAAAAUUCUAUCAGGGAGCUUAUUGGAAGAAACAAACUACUCCCAAAUCCUCAAAAUAUGCUUAUUAGGUCUUUUAGAGCAGGGGUGGGCAACCCAGUGACUUCCCGAUGUUUGAGUCCUCAUCACCCUGAUCCCUGA
Varanus komodoensis (Komodo dragon) is the source of this 1053-nucleotide messenger RNA. Its product is annotated as olfactory receptor 13G1-like. The transcript has 2 exons. Gene Ontology annotation, biological process: G protein-coupled receptor signaling pathway. Bases 1 to 1053 code for a protein of 350 amino acids. Gene Ontology annotation, molecular function: G protein-coupled receptor activity; olfactory receptor activity. The record is from RefSeq and is a predicted model, not a curated record. Gene Ontology annotation, cellular component: membrane. NCBI's taxonomy places the organism in Eukaryota, Metazoa, Chordata, Lepidosauria, Squamata, Varanidae.